AUGUCUACAAGAUGCGAAUGUUGCGAUAUGACGGAGGAAUACACGGCGGAGUAUAUACAGAGUGUUCGGAAUCUCUUCGCCGGAAAAUUUGUAUGUGGACUCUGUUCCGAGGCGGUGAAGUACGAGAUUUUCCGGCGAUGUGUCGGAGUCGAUGAAGCUUUAGCGAUUCACAUGAGUUUUCACGGCGAGUUUGUUGCUUCUUCUCUCUCUCCGACGAUCGAUUUCAUAUCGGCGAUCGGAGAGAUGUUUAGGAGAAGACUGAUUCUUGAUUUGCCGAGAACGACGUUAGCUUCGACGGACAUAGCUCCGGUGAGUAUUGUGGCGGUGGAAAGUGGGGGGAUUUGUGCUGCGGCGGUGAUUGGUGGGACUGGAAGUUGUUUGCCUGCUUUGUCCGGAGGUGUGUAG
Messenger RNA from Arabis nemorensis, 405 nucleotides. The record is from the annotation of a GenBank genome assembly. Lineage: Eukaryota; Viridiplantae; Streptophyta; Magnoliopsida; Brassicales; Brassicaceae.